Messenger RNA from Manis pentadactyla (Chinese pangolin), 966 nucleotides. Its product is annotated as vomeronasal type-1 receptor 4-like. Gene Ontology annotation, molecular function: pheromone receptor activity. Lineage: Eukaryota; Metazoa; Chordata; Mammalia; Pholidota; Manidae. Gene Ontology annotation, cellular component: membrane. The transcript has a single exon. The record is from RefSeq and is a predicted model, not a curated record. Gene Ontology annotation, biological process: G protein-coupled receptor signaling pathway. Bases 1 to 933 code for a protein of 310 amino acids.
AUGACCUCCAGAGAUACGGCAAUAGGAACGGUCUUCUUAUCACAGACUGUAUUUGGAAUUCUGGGGAAUUUCUAUCUUCUGUAUCAUUACGUCUUCCUUUACUUCACUGAGUGCAUGCUCAGACCCACAGAUCUGAUUCUCCAGCACCUCACUGUAGCCAACUCCUUGGUCCUUCUCGCUAAAGGAGUCCCCCACACAAUGGAGGCUCUUGGGGGGAAAUAUUUGCUCAAUGACUUCGGAUGCAAACUCCUUUUAUAUGUUCACAGAGUGGGCAGGGGAGUGUCCAUCAGCACCACCUGCCUCCUGAGUGUCCUCCAGGCCAUCACCAUCAGCCCCUUGAACCGCAGGUGGGCAAUGCUUAAAGUAAAAGCCCCAAAGCAUGUCAGUUUCCUUAUUUUCCUGUGCUGGGUCGUCUACAUGCUGGUAAAUACAGUUUUUCCUAUAUAUUUGACUGCCGACUGGAGCACCAAAAACAUCACAAACUAUAAAAAGUUUGGACCCUGUUCUGCUGUUCGUCACGACAAAGCCACAGACUCAGUCUUUGCAGCACUGCUGUCAUUCCCUGACGUUGUGUGCUUGGGGCUCAUGCUCGGGGCCUCCAGCUGCAUGGUGCUCAUCCUGCACAGGCACAAGCAGCGGGUCCAGCACAUUCACAGCACUAAUGUCUCCCCCAGGUUGUCUGCCGAGUCCAGAGCCACCCAGAGGGUCCUUGUCCUGGGGAGCACCUUCGUGGGUUUUUACCUCCUCUCCUCCAUCUUACACAUGUGUAUCGCCCUCUCUCAUAACCCUGGCUGGUGGCUGAUGACCCUCUCUGCUGUGGCUGCUGUGUGUUUCCCAGCUGUCAGUCCCUUUCUGCUCAUGAAUCGUGCCCACAGCGUAUCCAGGUUCUGCUCUACCUGGAUAAGGAACACAAAAUCCCCUCACCUUAUAUGAAAUAUGUAAAUGUAUGUUUUUGCACAAUGUUGU